AUGGGAGGAGAUGAUGAGACCCAUUCCGACGUCGAUAACCACCAACCAGUUACGAAGGCACGGAAAUUCGAUGAAUCAUCGUCACCGGCACACAGGUCGGCGAGGAGGCCACCACUUCCACCAAUCUUGAAGUCUGAAUCGGAGACAGAUUCUGGAUCGCAUUCUGACUGCCCAAUAUCCAUUAUUGCCUUGGCGGAGAAAUCUUCACCAGCACACAGGAGGAUGAGGACGAGGAGAUCAUCACCGCCACCAAUCUUCAAGUCGAAGUCGGAGUCCGAGUCAGAGACAGAGACGGAGUCCGAGUCGGAAUCGGAGUCGGACAUCGAGGGGGAUUUAUGGUUUCCUAGGGUUACCACAAAGUCGAGGACAAGAAGAGAUACCAAAAGGAAGUCCAUGAGAGGUUUUUUGGUGACUACUUGUCCUGUCCGUCUCAUAAAUUCAUGUUUCAUUCCUUGGACGCACAUGAAAAAAACUCAAUACUCAACCCCCGAGCAAAUCGUUGAAUGGUGUGGGGAAUGUCUUGCAGUUUUCAACAGAACUCAUGAUCAGAAACCAGGGUACAAAGCAUUUGAGUUUGAUGAAGUAGAGUACAUCACAUGUAUCCCUGUGGCUUUUGGUUAUCGUGGAUUCUACAUUACCUUCAAGGGCAAAGCUCAGCCGGUUGAUGAUUCAUCCAGCAUCAUCUCUGAAGUCUUUCGAGCUCGGUAUGGCACUCUUAAACGUCCACCCGCAGAUGGACUUGUGGUAGGGGUGCUCUCUUGUGAACUUAAAAGUGAGCAUCAAUCCAGAGUUGACAAGAAGUUAGCGAAGUUAGCAAAGGAUGGUGAGCGUUGCCUUUUUCCUUGCUGCUUUAAACGUGUUCUUUGUGACCAUCCUUCCUGCAUUGACGAAGGUGAGUUCAGUUAUUUGAAUGGGUCGGAGUGCACGCAAGUGAAAGAUGCCAUGGCACCUGGGUUAAGUGGGUUAGAUUUUGGGAACUUGAAGUAUUUGAAAGAAUUGGAGCUGAGUAGAGUACCUUCCAGGCCACCUUCCUUUCCUGUUUUGGGUGACGUGGCUGCUCUGAAGAGCUUGACUGUUGGUCAUUCUUCGAUCAGCUACCUUCCUCCUGAAAUUGGCCAUCUAUUCUCAUCCAAAUUGGCUGCAUCACCGAAUGGAAGCCCAGAUGUCCGCAUCUUGCAAUUGGCCAUAUUUAUGGAUUUCAUAAAAGGAGAUGUGGCAUUUUCAUUGAUGAAACUGAAUGAUAGGAACAUUAUUCAGCUGGACAUAAAGAGUGAAAAUGUUUUUACCGACUCCCUCUUCGUGUUAGCUUACAUUCAUGUUUUAUUGCUCGAACUGAUAUACCUCCUCUGGAAGUUUGUGUUGGAAUCCACGUUGGACAGCCUCAGAGGUGCUCUAAGCCUAGACCAAACACAGCUUGUAUGA
Molecule: messenger RNA, 1422 nt
Organism: Oldenlandia corymbosa var. corymbosa
Lineage: Eukaryota; Viridiplantae; Streptophyta; Magnoliopsida; Gentianales; Rubiaceae
Source: the annotation of a GenBank genome assembly